Messenger RNA from Purpureocillium lilacinum, 378 nucleotides. The record is from RefSeq and is a predicted model, not a curated record. NCBI's taxonomy places the organism in Eukaryota, Fungi, Ascomycota, Sordariomycetes, Hypocreales, Ophiocordycipitaceae.
AUGAUGGAGGCAGGGCGCAGACACGCUCAGCUCCCCAUCGAAUGGCCAUGGCCCAUGAAUAGAAUGAGCAUCACUGAUGAGCCCGUUGCGCGUCACACGCUGAGCGUCCCGAACCGGGUGGGGACCCAGCUCCAAGCUGUCACGGUUGACGGGAUCCACUGCCUGCCCCCAGAGCGGACCGUCGACAGUGACAGACCCGUCCCGCCGGUCCGUCGAGCAUCGCCUUGUGCAUCGAACCAGUCACGUGCGCUAAGCGCGGUGCCGCCCAAGCACUGCCAACGCCGUGCAGCCCCAGCGAAGUGCCCCAGCGCAGUGCAGUGCACUGAGCGCUUGACGGUCAAUUACGUCAGCAGGCAAAAGUUUCUGUCACCUUCUUAG